Messenger RNA from Brassica napus (rape), 1806 nucleotides. RefSeq lists its product as uncharacterized. The coding region runs from base 402 to 1625 and encodes 407 amino acids. The transcript is spliced from 5 exons. The record is from RefSeq and is a predicted model, not a curated record. NCBI's taxonomy places the organism in Eukaryota, Viridiplantae, Streptophyta, Magnoliopsida, Brassicales, Brassicaceae.
CGAUCUCGAACCCGACUCUCUCUCUCCAUCUCUCCAUCUCGAACCCAGCUCAUCUCAUCUCGAAGCUCUCUUCUCCAUGGCAUCUCAUCUCAAAGCUCUCUCUUCUCCAUAGCUUCUCGUUCAGCAUUUGCGGCAAAUAAGUGUGUUCUGUGUUCAGCCUCUUGUCUCAAGCUUCUCUCAAGCUCUCCGAAGCUUCUUAAGAGAUCUUAGAAACGAGGCUAAGGAGCUCAAUUGUAACUCUGAGGAGCCUUUUCAGUUAUAUGACCAAGUUCUACGAUGCAAUCCUGGAGCAUUUGAGUAUGCUAUCCCUGGCUUCUCCAUAGCAUCUCAGGCUGUGUCUGUGUGUCUCAAGCUCACACUCUCAAGCUCACUCUCUACCACUGUUCCUCUCACUUUUUAAGAUGGCAAAAGAUAUGCUUGAAAGAUGGAUGUUGGAAGAUGAGGAUGGUGAUUAUGAUGAUGAACUUGGUUUGCUUGAUGUGCCUAUUACUGAGAGAUUGAGUCAUAGAACAGAUCGAGGAGCAGGAUGGCGACAUGUUCAACAACUUAUGUAUGAAUCUGAUCAGCAAUGUUAUGACAUUCUUCGAAUGAACCAAAAGAAUUUUGAAGCUUUGUGCAAGAUGCUAGCUGAGCGAUAUGGAUUGAAAGAGACUCACCAUGUCUACCUUGAGGAAUCUGUGGCGAUGUUUCUCGAGACUGUUGGUCAAGAUAAGACGAAGCGGGAUAUUGCUGCAAGGUAUCAAAGAUCAUUGGAUACGGUCCAACGGAAGCUUGAUGAUGUUUUGAGUGCUAUUCUGAAGUUUGCGGAGGAUACAUUAAGACCACAAGAAGGCGAGUUUGGAAGAGUGAGUCCGGUUUUGAGGAAUGAUGAUCGGUAUUGGCCUCAUUUCAGAGAUUGUGUUGGAGCACUCGAUGGAACUCAUGUGCCGGUUCGCCCUCCAAGUCACAAUGCAGAAGCAUAUAAAGGUAGAAAGCAAGAUCCUACAAUGAAUGUUCUUUCUAUAUGUAACUUCGACAUGAAGUUCAUAUACGCAUAUCUCGGUGUACCUGGUAGAGCACAUGAUACAAAGGUUUUGACUCAUUGUGCGAGGAAUGAGGCUUCUUUUCCACAUCCUCCUCCUGGAAAGUAUUAUCUAGUUGACUCGGGAUAUCCGACCAGGACGGGGUAUCUUGGUCCGCAUCGUAGUAUGCGAUAUCAUCUUGGUCAGUUUGCUAGAGGAGGACCACCUGUUAGUGCACGAGAGUUGUUCAACCGAAAGCAUUCAGGAUUGCAAUCGGUGAUUGAGAGGACAUUUGGAGUACGGAAAGCAAAAUGGAGGAUUUUGGAUCAUAAGCAUCCAAAGUAUUGUCUGGUCAAGUGGAUUAAGCUCGUGACAGCGACGAUGGCGCUACACAACUUCAUACGUGAUUCGCAUCGGGAAGAUCAUGAUUUUGUACAAUGGCAAAGUGAUGAUGAUGGAGAAGCAGAAGGAGAAGAAGCUGAUAGUGACAGUGAUGAAGAAGAAGAUGAUGAUGAUGGUGGUGGUGGUGGACAUACUGUAUAUGAGCCGACUGGUGAUAGAGCGAUGGAAGCUUUGCGUAAGAACAUCACAGAUGAAUAUGGUAGAGGUCGUUUACCGUAUUAAAUGUUUAAGUUAGUGACUUGGUUUUUCUUUGCUUAUAACUUUGAUUAUCAUUUCUAUGUGAUAUUGAAAUAUUUGUUUUAUUUAUUUAAGACUAUGUAUUAUUUAGCUUUGUUUUGUGAUAAAUAUUUUGAUAUAUUAUUUUUUCUUUAAUUUAUGAUAAAAAUGUUGUUAAAUUUGUAUA